GGUUGUGUAAAUUCCGAGCGAUUUCUCUGACUUUCGGAAGGCUGCGAACUUGGCGGCGAGUUCCUCCCCGCAUCAGAAAGGUGGCUUAUUUGAGACUUUUUUGAGAUCCAAAAGGCUCCGCCCUUCCGUCCCACGAGCAAACGCGUCCCAGCGAAGGUACUUGUCCCUUGGCGCUGGCCGUAGCCGACGCCCAUCCCUCUUUGUGUGAUCGGGAAAACCGAGGAACCGGCUAGAGCCGCUGAGGCCGAAAGCGCCGGAGCAGCAAAGAAGACAGAAGAGUCGUGGUCAGUCAGGCGGGCUCUCCCCAUUCCGCCCCAGCAUCAGGUCACAACCAUGUCAGACAAAAGUGAAUUGAAGGCUGAAUUGGAGCGAAAGAAGCAGCGGUUGGCUCAAAUCAGAGAGGAGAAGAAAAGAAAAGAAGAAGAAAGAAAGAAAAAGGAAACUGAUCAGAAGAAAGAAGCAGUUGCUCCAGUUCAGGAAGAAACUGACCUUGAAAAAAAGAGGCGAGAAGCAGAAGCAUUAUUGCAGAGCAUGGGGCUGACACCGGAAUCUCCUCUGGUCCCUCCUCCUAUGUCUCCAUCCUCCAAAUCUGUGAGUACUCCAAGUGAGGCUGGAAGCCAAGACUCUGGAGAUGGCGCCGUGGGAUCUAGGACGCUGCAUUGGGAUACUGAUCCAUCAGUUCUCCAGCUUCAUUCCGAUUCCGAUUUGGGACGAGGACCUAUUAAACUUGGAAUGGCUAAAAUUACCCAAGUUGACUUUCCUCCCCGAGAAAUUGUCACAUACACAAAGGAGACUCAGACACCAGUUAUGGCACAACCAAAAGAAGAUGAUGAAGAUGAUGAUGAUGUUGUAACCCCCAAACCACCUAUUGAGCCUGAAGAAGAGAAAACUUUAAAGAAAGAUGAUGAAGAAGAAGUCCCCCCUCAUGAGCUCACUGAAGAGGAAAAACAACAGAUCCUGCACUCUGAAGAGUUUCUGAGUUUCUUUGAUCAUUCCACGAGAAUUGUAGAAAGAGCUCUUUCUGAGCAGAUUAACAUCUUCUUUGACUACAGUGGGAGAGAUUUGGAAGAUAAAGAAGGAGAAAUUCAAGCAGGUGCUAAACUGUCCUUAAAUAGGCAGUUUUUUGAUGAACGUUGGUCAAAGCAUCGUGUUGUUAGUUGCCUGGAUUGGUCAUCUCAGUACCCAGAAUUGCUCGUGGCCUCCUAUAACAACAAUGAAGAUGCUCCUCAUGAGCCCGAUGGGGUGGCUCUUGUGUGGAAUAUGAAAUACAAAAAAACUACCCCAGAGUACGUGUUUCACUGCCAGUCAGCUGUAAUGUCGGCUACGUUUGCAAAAUUUCAUCCAAAUCUAGUUGUUGGUGGUACGUAUUCAGGUCAAAUUGUAUUGUGGGAUAAUCGAAGUAAUAAGAGAACCCCGGUCCAGAGAACUCCACUUUCAGCUGCUGCACAUACGCACCCUGUAUAUUGUGUGAAUGUAGUUGGAACUCAAAAUGCUCACAAUUUGAUUAGCAUCUCUACUGAUGGAAAAAUUUGCUCAUGGAGUUUGGACAUGCUUUCCCAUCCACAGGAUAGCAUGGAGUUGGUUCAUAAGCAGUCCAAAGCUGUAGCUGUCACUUCUAUGUCCUUCCCUGUUGGAGAUGUCAACAACUUUGUUGUUGGAAGUGAAGAAGGCUCUGUAUACACAGCUUGUCGCCAUGGCAGCAAGGCUGGAAUCAGUGAGAUGUUUGAAGGACAUCAAGGACCAAUAACUGGUAUUCAUUGCCAUGCAGCUGUUGGAGCUGUGGAUUUCUCACAUCUUUUUGUAACUUCCUCAUUUGACUGGACAGUGAAACUUUGGACAACCAAGAAUAACAAACCUUUAUAUUCAUUUGAAGACAAUUCAGAUUAUGUUUAUGAUGUGAUGUGGUCGCCCACCCACCCUGCCCUGUUUGCUUGUGUGGAUGGCAUGGGGAGACUGGAUCUAUGGAAUCUCAACAAUGACACAGAGGUGCCAACUGCAAGCAUUUCUGUGGAGGGUAAUCCUGCUCUUAAUCGUGUGAGAUGGACACAUUCUGGGAGAGAGAUUGCUGUAGGCGAUUCUGAAGGACAGAUAGUUAUAUAUGACGUGGGAGAGCAAAUCGCUGUUCCUCGCAAUGAUGAAUGGGCUCGUUUUGGCCGAACACUAGCAGAAAUUAACGCAAACCGAGCUGACGCAGAAGAGGAAGCUGCCACCCGCAUACCUGCUUAAAUGGGUUUUGUGCUAGUAGUGGAUUGGGGACUGAUUCUAAGUAGAAAUUAAAACUCAUAGCAUGCUUCUGUCUAAAGGGAAUUAAAGGGUGAUCUUGUGGAUUAAACUAUGGACUUAAAACAUGCAAAGCUCUUUAACGCAAAAAAUUCUUGCAGUGUCACUUUUUAUAUUCAUAUUGUUAUUGGAUUUGUGUAAUUUUUAAUACAAAUUACUUUUACAAUAUGCAAUUUUUUUCUGAAUACUUACACAGGCAUAUAUUUGCUAUGUUAGUAUCUUGAACUUUUUCCAAUCUGUAACAGUAUACAGUUAUUUCUGAAAGGUGUAGAUUGCAUAAAUUCCACAUAUUUUUCAAUAAUCACUUCUCUAGGUAAACACAAAAUAAGUUAAUCUCUGACCACUAAUGUGUAAGAACAUUGUUUACUGUUAACCAUUAAAAUGCAUGUACCCACUCAAGUUUCAUCUUUUUUCUGUCCUUUUUCAUAGCUGUGCUUCUUUAAAGUAGUGAUAGCUAUGGUUACAAAUAAAAGAAUCAGUCUAUGUCAAA
Messenger RNA from Antechinus flavipes (yellow-footed antechinus), 2770 nucleotides. It is a transcript of the gene DYNC1I2, whose product is annotated as dynein cytoplasmic 1 intermediate chain 2. Gene Ontology annotation, molecular function: dynein heavy chain binding; dynein light chain binding. Gene Ontology annotation, cellular component: cytoplasmic dynein complex. Gene Ontology annotation, biological process: transport along microtubule. The coding region runs from base 334 to 2226 and encodes 630 amino acids. Lineage: Eukaryota; Metazoa; Chordata; Mammalia; Dasyuromorphia; Dasyuridae. The transcript has 17 exons. The record is from RefSeq and is a predicted model, not a curated record.